Messenger RNA from Pseudozyma flocculosa PF-1, 1671 nucleotides. RefSeq lists its product as uncharacterized. Gene Ontology annotation, cellular component: chaperonin-containing T-complex. The coding region runs from base 1 to 1671 and encodes 556 amino acids. Gene Ontology annotation, biological process: protein folding. Gene Ontology annotation, molecular function: ATP-dependent protein folding chaperone; ATP hydrolysis activity; ATP binding. The record is from RefSeq and is a predicted model, not a curated record. The transcript has 4 exons. NCBI's taxonomy places the organism in Eukaryota, Fungi, Basidiomycota, Ustilaginomycetes, Ustilaginales, Ustilaginaceae.
AUGUCAGCCGCCGGCCCCGUCGCUGGUGCAAGGGCCGCCCCCUCCCAGGGAGCCUUCAAGAAUGCCGACAAGCCGGACGAGGUGCGCAGGUCCAACCUCCAGGCCGCCAAGGCCGUCAGCGACGCCAUCCGCACCUCGCUCGGCCCCAAGGGCAUGGACAAGAUGAUCCAGACCAGCAACGGCGAGGUCGUCAUCACAAACGACGGCGCCACCAUCCUCAAGCAUAUGGCCGUCAUGCACCCCGCCGCCAGGAUGCUCGUCGAGCUCUCCCAGGCACAGGACGUCGAGGCCGGCGACGGAACCACCUCGGUCGUCGUCAUCGCGGGUAGCCUCCUCGGCGCUGCAGAAAAGAUGCUCAACAAGGGCAUCCACCCCACCAUCAUCGCAGAGUCGUUCCAGCGCGCAGCCGCAAAGGCCGUCGAGUACCUCACCGACAUCUCGACCCCCGUCGAGCUCGACGACAAGGAGAGCCUCCUCCGCGCCGCCAGCACCAGUCUCAACUCCAAGAUUGUCUCCCAGUACUCGUCCGUCCUCGCACCCAUCGCCGUCGACGCCGUCACCCGCCUGCUCAACAACUCGGCCAGCAAGUCGGUCGCUGACCCGGCUGCCUCCACCGCCCCCGUCUCGGGCUCGGGCCGGAAGGACGUCGAGAGCGUUGACCUCCGCGACAUCCGCAUCGUCAAAAAGGUCGGCGGCACCAUCGACGACACCGAGCUCGUAGAGGGCCUCGUGCUGGGCCAGAACGUCGUCUCGGGCAGCGGCGGUCCCACCCGCAUGGAAAAGGCCAAGAUUGCCGUGUGCCAGUUCCAGCUCAGCAGCCCCAAGCCCGACAUGGACAACCAGAUCGUCGUCAACGACUACCGGCAGAUGGACAAGAUCCUCAAGGAGGAGCGCCAGUACCUGCUUAACAUGUGCAAGAAGAUCAAAAAGACGGGCUGCAAUGUGCUCCUCAUCCAGAAGUCGAUUCUGCGCGACGCCGUCAACGAGCUGGCGCUUCACUUCCUUGCCAAGCUCAAGAUCCUCGUCGUCAAGGACGUCGAGCGCGACGAGAUCGAGUUUGUCACAAAGACGCUCGGCGCCAGGCCGAUCGCCGACAUUGAGGCGUUCACCGAGGACAAGCUGGCCAGCGCCGACCUCAUCGAAGAGACCGAGCAGAGCGGUGCCCGCGUCGUCCGCGUCUCUGGCAUCAAGAACAUGGGCAAGACAGUCAGCAUCCUCUGCACGGGCGCCAACUCGCUCGUGCUCGAGGAGAGCGAGCGCAGUCUGCACGACGCCCUCUGCGUCGUCCGCUGCCUCGUCAAGAAGCGCGCUCUGAUCGCCGGCGGUGGUGCUCCCGAGGUGCACGUGUCGCGGUUGCUCGCCCAGUACGCCCAGACGCUCAAAGGCAUGGAGGCCUACUGCUUCCAGGCGUACGCAGAGGCGCUCGAGAUCGUGCCCACGACGCUGGCCGAGAAUGCGGGCCUCAACCCGAUCAGCAUCGUCACUGAGCUGCGGAACCGCCACGCGCUGGGCGAGAGGACGGCCGGCAUCAACGUCCGCAAAGGGCAAAUCACAAACAUCCUCGAGGAGAACGUGCUGCAGCCUCUGCUGGUCAACACGAGCGCCAUCGAGCUCGCCACCGAGACUGUCUCGCUGUUGCUCAGGAUCGACGACUACCACCUGUCCCGUUGA